Chiloscyllium plagiosum (whitespotted bambooshark) is the source of this 2878-nucleotide messenger RNA. Lineage: Eukaryota; Metazoa; Chordata; Chondrichthyes; Orectolobiformes; Hemiscylliidae. The record is from RefSeq and is a predicted model, not a curated record.
GGGAUUCUCCUUUAGAUUGGGAAAACUGUGCAUGUUACUCCAUCUUUAAGGAGGUUUUGAGGGGGAAGCCAGAAAGUGAUAGAUUGGUUGGACUAACAUCCAUUAUCAGGAAAUGAGUAACUCACAAUGUACAGAAUACUCAGUGGGAGCUCCACUCUUUGUUAUAUGAGUGUAAGGAUUACAGAGGAUUGGUGGGGACCUUCUAAAAACAGGAGCACAGAGAUAGACUACUUUCACCCACAGCUCAGAGAAGGGGUUACAGACAGGGCAUCAGUAUCAAUGGAAGCCACAUCAUGGAGAGUUUGUGGAAUAUAAGAUUAAAAAUGGACUGAAACUGGCAGUUGUCACAAACCAUCCAGCUUGCCCUGACAGCACCUCAGUCCAUGGAAUAUACUUACAUUUAAACCCCAGGCAAAAUCCUGUUUGACAACAUCUGUCAUUAGCUGAUGCCAGUCUCAGUGGAUAAAACAGAAGCUCAGCUGCCUGAGUUCUGCCCUUCCCUCGACCUGACUGGGAGAGUCCUGGGUCUGGGAACAGAGAAGCACAAAGGCAAGCCUCAAACUGCCCUGAGUAUUCCCAUUUAAAAGAGACUUGAUCAAGUAAAUGCCCAUGCGUACUGCAAAUGACUACUAAGCCACUGUACUCAGAAAUGACCUGGAUAGCUAGUUAAAAGAAGCCAAUUAAAUCUGAGGGGUCUCUUGCACAGUCCAGAGAACAUCAGGACCAAGAAGCAGGAACCUUGGGAGUAGGAAGAACAGACUCAACUUCAGUUUGACCAUCUGUAAUUGAGGAUCUGGAUGUCACUUGCAGUUAACAUGGAUUAUCUUGCAUGGAAGAACAGAGUCCAGUUUGCAUGCAUUCUUACUAUCUGCUUCACCUUGUCCUGCCCAAUUACCCAGGGAGCAAAUAUAUUGGUUGUCCCGCUUGAUGGAAGUCACUGGGUCAAUAUGAGAAUUUUAAUGGAAGAACUGAAAUUCCGUGGGCACAACUUCACUGUGCUUUAUUUCUCAGCAACAUUGUACAUCAAAGAGAGGCCGGAUCUAUAUCAAUCUAUUGUAAUUGAAAUGGAAGGAGUAUUGGGGAAAAAUAAUAGUGAAGAUGUUAUGAAUGAUAUGAUACAAAAGACACUUGAAGCCUUACAGGAUGGUUGGACGCCAUGGGGCUUUAUUAAGUUCCAAUAUGCAACAAUGUCUUUUAUGCAUGCAUGUCACCGUUGGGGGAUGGACUUAAACACUGCAAUUUUUGAAAACAAAACUUUGUUAAAUCAACUUGAAAAUGAACACUUUGACUUAGUACUUACUGAUCCUGUAUUUCCUACAGGUCCAAUGCUUGCGCAUUAUUUAAAACUCCCUUUGGUAUAUAAUGUUCGAUGGAUCACCAGUGGAGAAGCUCAUUUCAUCUCCGCCCCAUCACCAGCUUCCUAUGUUCCAAUUCCGGGCUCUCAAUUGACAGAUAAAAUGAGUUUUCUCCAAAGAACACAAAAUGUCAUCCUAAAUCUUGUUCAACUAGCAAUUGCAAAUUUUCUAACAUAUCCAAUGUACAAUGAUUUCUGCCAUCGCUAUCUGGGCCCAGACACAGAUGUUGAGACUGUUCUUCUCAGUGCAGAUGUGUGGCUGAUGAGAGUAGAUUUUAUAUUUGAUUUCCCGAGACCCACCAUGCCAAAUAUUAUUUAUGUUGGAGGAUUCCAGUGUAAACCAUCCAAACCUCUAGAGGCAGAGUUUGAGGAGUUUGUCCAGUCCUCAGGGGAAUAUGGGAUUAUUGUCAUGUCAAUGGGGACCAUUGUCAACUCUUUGCCAAUGCAUAUUGCAAUGCAAAUAGCAGAGGGUCUUGCUCAAGUACCUCAGAAGGUUAUCUGGAGACAUGAUGGAAAGAUCCCUCCCAACAUUGGAAAUAAUACACUACUGGCAAAGUGGAUCCCUCAGAAUGAUCUACUGGGACACCCAAAGACACGAGCCUUCGUUGCUCAUGGUGGCACCAAUGGAGUUUAUGAAGCCAUUUAUCAUGGUGUGCCAGUAGUUGGCAUACCUCUAUUUUAUGACCAGUUUGAUAAUUUACUCAGACUUGAAGUCCGAGGUGCAGCAAAGGUCAUUAGCGCCGCAACCAUGCAGUCAACAGAUCUACUGCAGGCACUUAAUGAGGUUAUAUAUAACACAUCUUAUCGGGAGAACAUGCAGAAACUCUCUGCUCUCCACAGAGACCAACCCGAGUCUCCAAUGGAGAGAGCUAUUUUCUGGGUUGAGUAUGUUGCCCGACACAAAGGGGCAGCACAUUUGCGCUCAGAAUCUUACCGACUCCCCUGGUACGUUUACUAUUGCAUAGAUGUGAUGAUUUUCCUGUUAUCACUGUUCCUCAUGGUUAUAAUGCUGACAGUCCUACUAUUGAAGAAACUUUGUAAUGUCACUCGGAAGAAAAAGGAAAAAACUCAGUAAGAUUCAUCGUUUCAAAUUGGAAGCGAGUUAUUGAGUUGUUUCAACUGAAUUGAAAAUUUUAAUCAAUUAACUGAUCCCUGCCCUUUACAGGUAUACUGAGGCUUCCCAGGUCUAUUUGUAAUGCAUAAGAAUGCAGGUUUGACUGUUAAUAGUAGUUCUUGCUUAUAGAUACUCAGUGAAAUGCUGCACUUUUAUUAGAUUGGAAAUCUGAUUUUCUGAUCAUGCAAAACUAAUCAUAUUUGUUUACAAGCAGGAGAACCAUUAUUUAAAUAUAUAGCAGCAUCAGGGAACCAUUUUGACCCCAGUUCAUUCUUUCUCUCUCUCUAAUACCCAACGUUUUCCAUCACAGCUCCCCUUGUGCACGAGCACAUACAUUUCUGCUGGUUCACAUGAGGGCAGUGAAGGUCUUUGUUUCACUUGGCUUUACAGUUCAGAGCAUUAAGUAUAAG